UCGAUUAUUUUGGAAUCGACUCCCCACCACUACUCUACUGACGCAACCAAAUGCUUGAGAAACAGGACUAGGCGCGACAGGUAGCUAGCUAGUCAAGAUUAACUUGAUGUAAACUAAACAUGGUGACGGAGAGGUGAACGACACAGCAACAUGGUCUUCGAAAGCGUGGUGGUAGAUGUCCUAAACAGGUUUCUGGGGGACUACGUUGUGAACCUUGACACCUCACAACUCAAGCUCGGGAUUUGGGGAGGUGAUGCUGUGCUCAGAAAUCUUGAAAUAAAGGAAAAUGCCUUGAGUCAACUUGACAUUCCUUUUAAAGUAAGAGCCGGACAUAUAGGACGCUUGGAGCUGAAGAUUCCAUGGAAGAAUCUGUACACCCAGUCAGUGGAAGCUACACUGGAUGGAGUUUACCUGCUCAUCGUGCCCACAGCCAGUAUAAAGUAUGAUGCAGAGAAAGAGGAGAAACAGCUUCAGGAGGCUCGUCAGAGGGAGCUGCAGAGGAUCGAAGAGACCAAACAGAAAGCAGCGGAACAAGAAAACCCUGCACUUGAGAAACAAGACACCUUUGUGGAGAAACUGGUGACACAGGUGAUCAAGAACCUUCAGGUGAAGAUCUCCAACAUCCACAUCCGCUAUGAGGAUGACGUCACCAAUCCCAAAUGCCCAUUAUCAUUUGGAAUGUCUCUACAGAACCUCAGCCUUCAGACAGCAGAUGAGAACUGGAAACCUUGUCUUCUGAAUGAGAAAGCCAAGCUGUUUUUCAAGCUUGUCCAGUUGGACAAUCUCUUUGCCUACUGGAACGUGAACUCAACGCUGUACUCCAAUCACAUGCCAGACGAGGCCCUAAGAUGCCUCCAGAACAGCAUGGAUAUCUACAGUUCCACCCCCAUGAAACACGAUUUCAUUUUUCGUCCGAUAACGGCCAAUGCGAAGCUGAGCAUGAACCCCCGGUCAGAUGUAAACUUCUCUUCACCCAAGGUAGACUUGGUAGUAAACCUGAGAGAGGUGGCCGUGGAGCUGAACAGGCCACAGUAUAUCAGCAUUCUGGAGCUCCUGGGCUCGGUGGAUAUGAUGUCACGCAACCUGCCGUACAGGAAAUACCGGCCGCAAUUCCACGUGCACACCAACGCCUACAUAUGGUGGCAGUAUGUGAUUACGGGCAUCAUGGAGGUGGACGUGAAGCCACGGCUGCACAUGUGGUCGUGGCAGCGCAUCCACCACCACCGGCACACAGUCAAGCGUUACAGAGCGCUCUACAAGUCCAAGAUCACCAACAAGAAGCCCACUGAGAAGCUGCUCAGGGAAGUGGAGGAGACUGAGCGAACUCUGGAUAUUUUUAACAUCACGCUGGCCAGGCAGCAAGCUGAGAUGGAGGCGAGCAAGGCGGGUCUGCGUAUCUUUCGUCCGGGGGUGAAGGUGGAGGAGGAAUCCCAGGGCUGGUUGGGCUGGAUGUGGUCCGGCUGGUCAGGAGAUGACGGCGCCAAGUCCAAGGAGGUCAAGACUGGAGCUUUUGGUGAGCUUAUGACUCCUGCCGAGAAGGCCAAACUCUACACCGCCAUUGGCUACAGUGAGGUAGCUGUCAAUCACAACCUGCCAAAGAACUUUGAGGACAUUAAGAUACAUUUUCACAUGAAGAGAAUGUCUUUCUCAAUGAAAGACAACAAGGAUCAGAAUGAAAUCCUCAAGGUCACAGUUGAAGACCUGAAAUCCAUGCUGACCCAGAGGCCCGGAGCACAAGCCAUUAAACUGUCGGCCAAGCUUAGUCUGUUUGAGGUGAAAGGACUGGCCAAUAAUCGGCCUGCGCCCACGCUGCUGUCGUCAAGGAAGGCUGCCACGGUAACAGGGACCCCCCUGCUUGACAUUCUGUUUGAGACCAACCCUCUGGAUGAGAGUGCUGACCAGCGGCUCCACGUCGAGUCCCAGCCUCUGGAAAUCAUCUAUGACGCUGUGACGGUGAACAGCAUGUCUGCGUUCUUCUUGCCGCCUGAUGACCUCCAGCUAGACGAGCUGACCAACGCCACUCUCAUGAAGCUGGAACAGUUCCGAGACCGCACCUCCACGGGGCUGAUGUACGUGAUUGAGACCCAGAAGGUUCUGGAUCUGAACGUCAACCUCAUGGCCUCCUACGUGAUCGUGCCCCAAACCGGCUUCUACGACUCCACCCAGAACCUCAUGCUAUUGGAUCUGGGUCACUUCAAGGUGUCAAGUCUGAGCAGAAAGGGGCUACCCCAGCUCUCUGUAGGGAGAAGAACUAUACAGGACAUCAUGUCCCAAGCCUACGACAGCUUCAACAUCAAGCUCAGCAGCCUACAGUUCCUCUACAGCGAACCAGACGGGGACUGGAGGAAAGCCCGUAAGAUGAAGCAAUCGGCCCUCCACAUCCUGGAGCCUGUCGAUGUCAAGGUGGUGUUCAGCAGAGCCAUGGUGGUCACAGACUCACGCAUGCCCAAGUUUAAGAUCUUCGGGGAGAUGCCUCUCUUGUCUCUGAGGAUCUCUGAUGAUAAGGUGCGGGCCGUGCUGGAGCUGAUUAACAGCAUCCCGCUGCCGGAGAGCAGGCCGGCGCCGCGCCGCCCAAACACACACUCUACACCUAAGGCUGCAAAGCAGUCAUACACCCCUCAGCUAACCCCCAGGCAACCAACCAUGGCUGAACUGCGAAACUCCCUCAUAUGGGAAUCAGGCUCAGAGGAGGACCUGUUCUACGAUGCUCCCAGCUCUCCUAUAGGCGACAGUCCGUUCUUCCCCAACAACAUGCCCAGCCCCCUGCAGCGCUCCGACUCGGUCAAGAGGAGAGGACUGGUCAAGAAAGACCCCAAGAAGAACAUGACAGAGUUCCUCAUGAUGUUUGAGAUCAACAAGCUGUCUGUUCAGCUGUGUCGUCUGGCUAGAGGUCAGGAGGUCACAGUGUUACACCUGGACGUCGAGCGUCUCGGCACCGAGCUAAAGAUUCGCACCUUCGACAUGACAUCUAACACCUUUCUACACGAGAUCUGCCUAGAGUGCUCAGAGUAUAUGGAUUCAGAGGAGAAGAAAGUGCACCUGAUCACCACUCUAGACAACACAGAGGAGGACCUCCUCACAUUGGAGUACACUAAGGCUGAUAAGAACGGGCCAGAAUUCAAGUCUCAGUACAAGAACACUGAACAAUCAGUAACGGUGAACUUCUCAUCUCUGGAUGUACACCUGCACACGGAGGCUUUGCUCAACGCCAUGAACUUCCUGAACAGCCUCCUCCCCCCGACCAAGGAGGCGGUGCCUAGCAAGGAGGAGCUGCCCACAAUCCCAGAGGAGGACGAGGGAGAGGGGGAGGAGGGCGAAAAGGAGGAAUCGGCCGUUGCAAAAAGAACAUCUUCUAAGAAGUCAAAGUUUGAGGACGUGGUGAAUUUGCACAUCAGAGCUGAUCUCAACUGUCUGAAGGUUUUCAUCCGAGGCCAGAGCCACAUGAUAGCAGAGAUCCGCAUUGAGGGCCUGGUGUCGGAGGUGCUGAUGAGGAGAAAGGCGGUCGAGGUUCUGGCCAACCUGAAGAACAUAGUCAUUCUGGACUGUGAUAAGGAGGCACUGUAUAAGCAGUGUGUGUCCAUAGCUGAUAAGGAGGUGUUUGCUUUCCGCAUGGUGAACCACACGGACGCCACUGAGGGCGAUGCCUAUCUAGACAUGGGUAAAGUGGACACCAGCAUCUCCCUGACGGUGGGCUGCAUCCAGGUCAUCUUCCUCAACAAGUUUGUCUCUUCCAUUCUGGCCUUCAUCAACAAUUUCCAGGCGGCCAAGGAGGCCCUGGCUGAGGUGACGGUGCAGGCAGCGGAAAAGGCAGCCACGGGGGUGAUGGAGCUUGCUGAGCGCAGCACGCGCAUCUCUCUGGAUGUAGACUUCAAAGCUCCUCUUGUCUUCCUGCCGCAGUCAUCCUCCUCCACCAACGUCACUGUGGCUGACCUCGGUAUGGUCACGGUCAAGAACUGCUUCGCCUUGGUCGACUCCCAGACGCAUGUUAAGAUCCCUCCCAUCAUCGACACCAUGACCGUGGGCCUCAGUGACCUGAAGAUGUACAGAACCACCUUUGAGAAGGGGAGAUUUCAGGGGGAGAUCCAGGUUCUGAAGCCGGUCAACCUGGACCUGUCCAUCCAGAGGAACCUGUCAGCCUCCUGGUACCACAGCAUCCCUGACAUAAAGAUCACUGCCCACCUCAAACCUAUGAAUCUGAUCCUGAGUCAGGAUGACAUGACGGUGGUGUUGAGGACUCUGGGUGAGAACAUGUCAGAGACGUCAGACGCUGCUUCCCCUCGUCCUCCUCCGUCUACAGUGGACCGCUCCGACACUGCCACUACCAAAGGCUCGCAGGGCACAGGAGGCAACAUAGUGGUAACUGCUGCAGUGGUGGAGACCCAGACGAGCACUAAGCUGAAGAACACACUCAAAGUAGACUUCAAGUUUGACUCCAUGACUCUGGUCCUGUACAGCCCCAAUGGGACUGAGGUGCAGGUGUUGGACUCCAGGGAUGAUCAGCUGAUGCUGGCUGAGUUCACCUUGGGAACUAUCUCUACAUCUGUCCACAUGUUCUCAGACGGAUCCAUGAAGGCCUCCGUCAAACUCACAGACUGCCUGCUAGACGACAAGAGACGCAGAGUCAAGAAUAUCACUGCCAGGAUGAUGGCGAUUCGUCCGAGCGCUGAGAGGAACGUGAUGGUGGAGGUGAACUACAAUCAGGGGCGUGAAGGCACCUCUCUGGAAACGGUGGUGCAGGACGUCUACCUCUGUGCCAGCAUGGAGUUCCUGCUCACCGUGGCCGACAUCUUCCUCAAGGCCAGCCAACAGGGUUUCUCCUCAGCCGCCCCCAAGAACAGCAGCACUAAACCCACAGUUACAGCCACCGCCGCUUCCAAGGAACCUGCCCCAGUGGCAGUCAAGUCGGAGAUGAAUGUUCUGGUGAAGAACCCAGAGAUUGUCUUUGUGGCUGACCUGACGCGUGCCGACGCCCCAGCCCUGGUCAUGACCAUGGAGUGCGAGCUGGUGAUGAAGAGCAACCCGGAUGGUCAGCUGAUGACGGCAGUGGUCAAGGACCUGAAGGUGGUGGCCUGCCCCUUCCUGAGGGAGAAGAGGAGGAACAAGGAGACCACUGUGCUGCAGCCAUGCCAGGUGUUCUUCAAGAGCACACAGUCCUCCACCUCCCCGCAGGCCAUGGAGGUCUCCAUCAAGGCACUGACACUCAAGGUGUCGCCCAUCAUCAUCAACACAGUGAUCACCAUCCAGUCGGUGCUGAGCCCGGCCGGUGCAGACAUGCCCCAGUCGGAGCUGGAGAGCCCCGUGCCCCCAGACCUGUGGGAGCGCCGGUCCUGGCAGGACCUCAAGCUGUGGUUCCUGGAGGAGGAGGGUAAAGACGAGGAUGCCCAGUCCCUGGUCCGGCUGAUUCCCCAGGGUGAGUCCCUGCAGGUGGCCAUUUCCUCCAUCUGCCUGACCCUGGAGGCUGGGGUGGGCCACCGUACCGUCCCCAUGCUGCUGGCCAAGUCCUCCUUCCACGGGGACGUCAAGAACUGGAGCACCCUCAUCAAUCUGCACAGCCAGCUCAAUCUGGAGGUUCACUACUUCAACGAGGUGAUGGGGGUGUGGGAGCCUCUGCUGGAGCCCCUAGAGGACGAGAUCAGAGACAGCUUCAGAUCCUGGACUCUGGGAUUAAAGAUGAAGAAGAAGCCAGUAAAGUACUCCGGUAUAUCAGAUGAGGUGGACUGCAGCAUCCCAGACUACAAGACUAUCAUCAGCAUCAGCAGCAAGGACCAGCUCAACAUCACCCUCUCUAAGUGUGGACUGGGCAUGCUCAGUAACCUGGGCACGGCCUUUGCGGAGGCGGCCAAGCAGACAUCAGAGUGUUUCCAGGAGGACGAGGCGCCGUUCGUGGUGAAGAACCAUCUGGGUCUGACUGUGUCAGUGGUGUACAGUGAUAUGUUCUGCCCCCUGGGCCGUGAGGCCACAGAGAACCGUGUAGAGCUGCAGAACGGAGAGAGUGUCAACAUGGACUACCGUCGCACCACCACCCACUCAGACCAGUUCUCUGCCAUGACCUCGCUGGUGGCCAAGGAUUACUACAUACAGCCCACUCCCGUGGGCCACACUUCAGCCAGCGUGAUUCCGUUGAUCAAAGUGGGGCGUGGCAUGUACAGUGUAAUGCACAAAGUCUCUGGGGUCACCCGCUUCCUGGUCUGUCAGAUCUACUCUGUGCAGGGAAGCAAGCACAUCAAGAUCCGCUCUCCCUUCCAGAUCAUAAACCACUUUUCCAUCCCGUUCAGAGUGAUGGAGGGCUCCACGUGUCUGGGGAUCUCAUUACCUACAGAGGAGUUCUGCGUGCCUCUUGACUCCUACAGGUCAAAGUUGAGCCUGCAGCCGGUAACCGAAGGAGACAAUCAAUACGAUUCUUCCGAGGGCUUCAGCUACGAGUCAGUGAGCCAGCAGCCUGGUGCACGUGUACAGCAGACCUGUCAUCGGCAUGGCAACAGCGCCAGCAUGCUAAUGGUCAACAUCGUACCUCUGAAAGAUACAGUGACAUCACAACACACGGGAGUGGCCGGGGAGCACUUUGAUGAGCCCUACAUCCUGCACCUGUGGCCCUCCGUCCUGCUCCGGAACCUUCUGCCUUACCCCAUCACCUAUCGCCUACAGGACAGUGAAGAGCCCGCCCCCAUCACACUGAUAAACGGCCACUCAGCAGAGCUUCACACCGCUGUCAUGGACCUGUCCAGCCUGGAACUCCACCUCCUCAACUACCUGGGGCAGGAUUGGAAGGCCCACUAUGGUCUCCGUGGCGACCAGGACGAGAUCACCUUCAUUGUGUUCCGCUCCCUGCGCGAUGAAGAGGAGGAGGUUAGGUUAGGGGAGGGUGGAGAAAGGAAGCGGGCAGAGCUGGACAUUGCGGUGCAUGUGAAGUAUGAUGCGGGCCUGACUGAGGUGGCCAUCCAUUCUCCCUACUGGAUGGUGAACAAGACGGGUCGCCUGCUGCAAUACAAGGCCAACGACAUCCACCGCAAACACGCCAUGGACUAUGACAUGCCCCUGCUCUUCUCCUUCAAGCCACGCAACUUUCUGCACAACAACAAGGUGCGGCUGAUGAUCUCGGACAGCGAGCUGUCUGAUGAUUUCUCCCUGGAUACCGUGGGUAGCUAUGGUGAAGUGAAGUGCAAAGGGAGGCUCAAAGAUUACCUGAUCGGGGUGAAGAUCGACCCCAGCAGUUUCAGCCUGACCCGUAUCGUGAGCUUUGUGCCGUACUACCUGUUGGUGAACAGGACCAAGCAUGUGAUCUGGGUGGGAGAGGAGGGCCAGGACCACUGGACCAAGGCCAGACCACACCAGGCAGCCAUCCCAUUCUGGCCCGAGAAGGACUCCAAGAUGCUCAAAAUCAAGGUAGAAGGCUGUCUGUCAACCCCUCAAACCAUGGACUUCACCAAACCAGAAAACUGCCUGUUGUUGCACCUGGACAACACUCUGGGCGGAGUCAUUGUGGACGUGAACCUAUCAGACCACUCGAUCAUUAUCUGUUUUUCGGACUACCACGAUGGAGCCGCCCCCUUCCUCAUCAUCAACCACACCCAGGAGCAGACGCUGGAAUUCUACCAGAGAUUGCGGAGAGACUCGUCAAAAUGCGUGACAGACGAGCUGCUCGAACUCUCCUUCUCACUAGAGGAGACCCAGCGCAGCAGUCAGAAGGAGAAGGACAAGCUGAGCCCUGGGAAGGCCGUGUACUAUACCUGGGCUGAGCCCACCGGGUCACGCUCCCUGGCCUGGCAGUGUGGCAGCUACAGUGGCGAGCUGAAGAGUGAAGAGGACCUGCGGUUGGACGUGAACGAGGAGGGUAAGCUGUACCUCAUCUCGUUCUACGAGGGCCUCCAGCGAGUGGCGCUGUUCACCGAGGACAGGCGGAUCUACAAGCUGCUGUGUGAGAGUGAGAAGGCCGAGCUGGCUGAACAGGAGAUCAUCCUCUCCCUGCAAGACGUGGGCAUCUCCCUGGUCAACAACAGCAGCCACCAGGAGGUGUCCUUCAUUGGCAUUACCAGUUCAGACGUGGUGUGGGAGUUCAAGCCAAAGAAGAAGUCUCGCUGGAAACCCCUGAGUUUGAAAUAUGCAGCGCAGCUGGAGACCCACUUCAGAGAGUACACCGAGAGUGAAUCAGUGGACAACACCAUCUUAGACCUGGAGAGCAACUUCCAGGUGUCUCUGACGCCAAACAGGCAAGACAUGAGGAUGAUGAAGCCAUAUGAUGCUCCAAUCAGGAGGAACUUCCUUCCAGGGGUGAAGGUGGAGUACAGCGUAUCGGCGCGCCAGAGUGCCUACCGUGUGCAGAUCAACCGCAUACAGAUCCAGAAUCAGCUGCCUGGAGCAAUCUUUCCCUAUGUCUUCUACCCAAUAAAACUACCAAAGUCUGUCACCAUGGACUCAGAGCCCAAACCUCUGACCGACAUCAGUAUUGUUACCAGGGCAGCCGGACACUCCGAUAUCUCCCGCAUCAAGUAUUUCAUGGUGCUGAUCCAGGAGAUGGACUUGAAGUUGGACCUGGGUUUCCUCUACGCCAUCUUGGAUCUGUUCACCCCGGAGACGGCCAGCGUGAUGACAUCAGAGCAGAUGGUGGAGUUGUUUGAGAAGGACAUUGAGUAUCUCAAGACUGAGCUGAACAACAUCUCAGCCGCUGACACGUCCCCUAUCAGUCUCUAUGAGUACUUCCACAUCUCUCCCAUCAAGUUGCACCUGAGUUUGUCUUUGAGUUCUGGAGGAGAGGAUGGUAAUAAGGAGAAGAGGGAGACCGAGGUCAUCCCUGUCCAAUCCCUCAAUCUGCUGCUGAAGAGCAUCGGAGCAACCCUCACUGACGUGCAGGACGUCGUCUUCAAAUUGGCCUAUUUCCAGCUGACAUUCCAGUUUCGCACUCGCCAGCAACUACAAUGGGAGGUCAUCAGACACUACUCGAAACAGGCGAUAAAGCAGAUGUAUGUGCUGGUAUUGGGCUUGGACGUGCUGGGAAACCCCUUUGGACUUAUCCGAGGUCUGUCUGAGGGAGUGGAGGCUUUCUUCUAUGAGCCCUAUCAGGGAGCUAUCCAGGGACCAGAGGAGUUUGUGGAGGGUAUGGCGCUGGGGGUGAAGGCACUGGUUGGAGGAGCAGUGGGGGGCAUUGCGGGCGCUGCCUCCAGGAUAACAGGCGCCAUGGCGAAGGGUGUGGCUGCCAUGACGAUGGAUGAGGAAUACCAGCAGAAGAGACGAGAGGCUAUGAACAAGCAGCCCAGCGGCCUAAGAGAGGGCCUGACUCGUGGAGGCAAAGGACUGGUCUCUGGCUUCGUCAGUGGGAUCACAGGGAUCGUCACCAUGCCCAUUAGAGGUGCUCAGAAGGAGGGUGCGGCAGGCUUCUUUAAGGGUGUCGGGAAGGGGCUGGUGGGGGCUGUGGCCAGACCCACAGGAGGUAUCAUAGACAUGGCCAGCAGCACUUUCCAGGGCAUCAAGAGGGCGGCUGAGACGUCCCAGGAUGUGGAGAGUCUGCGUCCACCUCGCUUCAUUCACGAGGACGGGGUCAUCCGACCAUAUAAGGAGAGAGAAGGCGUUGGCAGCCAAAUGCUACAGAAAAUUGAGAAUGGACAGUUCGCCAAGUACAGAUACUUUGCUCACGCCAAAGUAAACGAGUCUGAUUACUUGAUGAUCACCAAAAGUGGAAUCUUUUUCGUGACCAAAGGCACAUUUGGGCAGCUUACCUGUGAGUGGCAGUAUCUGUUUGACGAGUUCACCAAGAAGCCCAUGAUCGUGGAGGGGAGGAGGCUUCGGAUAGAGGCAAAGGAGAGAGUAAAGUCUGUGUUUCAUGCCAAAGAGUUUGGGAAGAUUAUAAACUUCAAAAGUCCAGAAAUAGCCGAGUGGGUUCUUACCAAGCUGGAGGACGCCCGGGAGAGUCUACACAAAUACUGACUGGUCACUCCAAUAUGGCCACCAACCAGCACUGAGACAUGGCAAAAGUACAACGUUGACUGAUAGUGUGUGUGUGCAAGGGUAGGGUGUGCCCCCGUCAGUAUACUACCUACUUACUCUCAGGUUAGACUUGCUCUUUCAUUCACACACACACACACACACACACACGGACUGUCUGGACAUCUUGCAGACACACAGGCUGCACUAGCUAACACUAUCACUGCUCUGGUUGUACACAGCCAUGUGGCAGAAAUAUCUCCUUGCACUUCCUUAAGCCAGCUUGGUCUGCCAGAGGUUGUAGAAGAGGCCGUGGUGGGAGUUUUCGAAGGCAGUAAACUACUCACGGAUGUUCUCUGUGUCGUUGGCACAGGUGAAGUGGGAGUAAACAGUCUGUCUGUCUCGGUUCUGCUCCUGGUACAUAUUCAGGAUGAACUUCCUGGUUGCUUUAGGGUCAUUCUGUGUGUGUUUCUCUAUCAGAAGACAAGUCAUGUCAGGUUGCAGUCUGUGUGUGUCUGUAAAACAAUGUGUUUGUAUGUGUGUGAAUGUCACUACUGUCUGCUCUGAUUGUACACAAUUACGUGCCAGAAAUGUCUCCGUUUCCUAAAUAUACAUGUUUGUUUUUUAUAUUUUCUUUGAAAAAGUAGGGUGCCUGAGGGACUUUCCUAAUGGAGCUCUGUCAUCACAUUACAAUUUGAUUGACAGUUACUGAAUGACGUGCUUGUAAAGAUAUUGUGGCCAAAUUUAAGUAUCAUUGUGGGACUCAGAGCACUGUUUUUAACUGCCUUGAUGUGUAUAUGUUAAACAAUUAUUUUACUGUUGAUAUAGCAUUUUAAACUCUGAACUUUUUUUAAAAUCAGCUUGUUAGCGGAGUCCAGUCCAAGAUGCUAAUGAUUCUGUUCCAAGACUCACCCUAUUCCAUUCCACCUCUACCUAAAUCACUAACGGUUGUUUUUCUACACAAUUCCGAAUGCAUUUUUUUAUAUGUCUAUCUGCUCUACAUUAAUUUCAGUGGAGUGUGUGUGGGUGUGUAUACUGAGUGUACAAAACAUUAAGAACACCUGCUCGUUCCUUGACAUAGACUGACCAGGUGAAUCCAGGUGAAAGGAAUGAUCCCUUAUUGAUGUCACUUGUUAAAUCCACUUCAAAUCAGUAUAGAUGAAGGGGAGGAGACAGGUUAAAGAAGGAUUUUUAAGCCUUGAGAUAAUUGAGACAUGGAUUGUGUAUGUGUGCCAUUCAGAGGGUGAAUGGCCAAUACAAAAGAUUUAAGUGCCUUUUGAACGGGGUAGGGUAGUAGGUGCCAGGCACACCGGUUUACGACAACAACUGCAACGCUGCUGAGUUUUUUACACUCAACAGUUUCCUGUGUGUAUCAAGAGUGGUCCACCACCCAAAGGACAUCCAGCCAACUUGACACAACUUUGGGAAGCAUUGGAGUCAACAUGAGCCAGCAUCCCUGCGGAACGCUUUUAACACCUUGUAGAGUCCAUGCCCUGACGAAUUGAGGCAAUGGGGGGGGGGCGUAAUGGAGUGGCAGCAGUGUUGGAUUUUCUGGAAACCUGAUUUGCCGUGGCUACAGAUAGAGAUUUACAUGUUAGUCAUUUAGCAGGCACUCUUAUCCAGAGCGACUUACAGUUAGUGCAUUCAAGAUAGCUAGCUGGGACAACCACAUCGCAGGCAUAGAAAGUACAUUUUUCCUCAAUAAUGUAGCUAUCAGUAGAGUCAGAACUGGGGGGGGGGUCAAGUGCAAGUGCUGGUCAAUUUCACUGCGCAUGUUGGAAUUUUUUACAUACCUGCUGUCCACUCCGCAUGUUCCAACUACUGCAUUCCAUCCCUCAGUAGGCUAUUAAGCAUGAUUUCAUGUUAUUUUAUCAGGAGGAGGUUAGGCUACAUGUAGAUAUUUACAUGUUGUAGCCUACACAAAAAACAUGAUCAACAUGGUCAUACAAACUUGUUGUUUUCUAGUUUUCACCCCUUUUUCUCCCCAAUUGGUAGUUACAGUCUUAUCCCGUCGCUGCAACUCCCCUACGGACUCGGGAGAGGCGAAGGUCGAGAGCCGUGCGUCCUCCGAAACACGACCCUGCCAAGCCGCACUGCUUCUUGACACCCUGCUCGCUUAACCCGGAAGCCAGCCGCACCAAUGUGUCGGGAGUAAACACCGCCAAGUGGCAACCGUGUCAGCGUGCAUGCACCCGGCCCGCCACAGGAGUUGCUAGAGCGCAAUGGGACAAGGACAUCCCGGCCGGCCAGACCCUCCCCUAACCCGGACAAUUGUGCACCGCCUCAUGGUUCUCCCGGUCGGCUGCGACACAGCCCGGGAUCAAACCCAACUCUGUAGUGACGCCUCUAGCACUACGAUACAGUGCCUUAGACCGCUGCGCCACUCGAGAGGCCCCUUCGCAUUUAUUUUUUUGCCCCAAUGCACAAAUUAAGUGGGGAGUUUACAUGCAGCUAACUAGGCAAAUCAAAUAAAAUGUUAUUGGUCACAUACACACAUAUUGCGGGUGUAGCGACAGGCUUGUGUUCCUAGCUCCAACGCAGUAAUGCUUAGGAGCUAGAAGUAGAGCUGCCAUGUCUAUCGGCGCCAUCUUCUUUAGGCAGCAUAUCAAACACAAGCAAGACACGCAGUCUUAUUGGCGAUUUAAUGUUUUUUUUUAAUCAUAAUUGCAAACAUUGGCUAAGCAGGAGUCAGACAGGCAGUCAAAGUAGUAGUUAUUUUUCAGCAACUAUGGACAGUGCAGGGUUUCCCAAACUCGGUGCACGUUUAGUUUUUUGCCCUAGCACUACACAGCUGAUUCAUAUAAUCAACUAAUCAUUAAGCUUUGAAAGGUGCUGGAAGGUGCUGGCGCUAGUGGCUACGAUAUGGCAGCAACCACAUCA
Salmo salar (Atlantic salmon) is the source of this 12795-nucleotide messenger RNA. RefSeq names its product intermembrane lipid transfer protein VPS13A. Gene Ontology annotation, biological process: protein targeting to vacuole; protein retention in Golgi apparatus; autophagy. The record is from RefSeq and is a predicted model, not a curated record. NCBI's taxonomy places the organism in Eukaryota, Metazoa, Chordata, Actinopteri, Salmoniformes, Salmonidae.